Rhododendron vialii is the source of this 2815-nucleotide messenger RNA. RefSeq lists its product as uncharacterized. The transcript is spliced from 8 exons. Gene Ontology annotation, molecular function: protein binding. NCBI's taxonomy places the organism in Eukaryota, Viridiplantae, Streptophyta, Magnoliopsida, Ericales, Ericaceae. The coding region runs from base 109 to 2448 and encodes 779 amino acids. The record is from RefSeq and is a predicted model, not a curated record.
CUCUUCCUCUUUUUUUCUUUUUUGGUAAAAGCACUCUCUCUCUCUCUCUCUCUCAUCGGAGGCCGAGGUUCCUGUAUUUGGCCCGGGCGGUUGAAAGAAUUUCCGUCGAUGGAUACUUCAAGCAAACCCACUUCUCGAGUGAUCAGCAGCGCGUACCCAUACCCUAAAGAUUUGAAGGUGGAGGAAUUGGUUCCCGACAAGCUUCAAUCGAAUUUGAGCAACUACGUGGUGUGGAAGAAACAAAUGUUGGACGACGUCAUCGCCCAUAGCGGCUUGCUCGGUUUCAUCGACGGCACCGUUAGAUGCCCGCCCGAGACCCACCCGGUGAUCGCCGGUAACGUUCCAAACGCCGGCGGCACAAUUCACAAAUCUUCCAUCGAAAGCAAACCCCCAAAACAAGGAUCAACGGGGCACACCCGCGAAAAGAACAAACGACUCCCGAGGUACGUGGCAUGGAAAAGGACGGACGAGCUGGUGCGGAAAUGGAUCAUGAGUAGGCUCGCGAAGAGUAUAAAGAACAAGCUUGGGCGAUUCGAAACUGCUAAAGAGCUUUGGAAAGCUUUUCUACAACUGGUUGAAGACAUGGAGAUGGCGGAGCGAAAGAAGAGGAUGAACAGUUAUGGGUCACUUUACAAAGCCACAAUCGAAGGCGAUUGGGAAGCCGCCGACAAAUUCCUAGAAAAAGAGCCGAAUGCAGUGACGGCCCGCAUUACAUUCGGCUCGGAGACGCCGCUCAUCGUGGCCGUUAAAGUUAAAGUGGCUAGCAGAAUGCGUUUUGCGGAGAAAUUAGUGGAGAGGAUGUCGCCCGAUGACCUCGCCCUCAGCGACCACAAAGGCCGGACGGCCCUGCACAGGGCCGCCGGAGCCGGCAACAUCGAGGUGGCGAAGUUGCUAGUGGGGAAGAACUCACGUUUGCCCUAUCUGGAGACCCAUGUGAAAGAUAUGCCUCUAUUCUACGCUGCUGGGCGUGGGGACAAGGAGAUGGUUCGUUUUUUGAUGCAUGCCAUGGAUCUCAAACGGCUUAAGGGUGAACCAGGGUUCAGAGUUUUGUUCCAGCUCACAAUUAAUCAACUAUACGACAUUGCUCUAGAAGUGCUUCAGAACAACCCUGCGUUGGCAUCCUUCAUUCCGAAGAAGGAAGAAGAUCUCAAAUUUCAUGCUUUGACUGCAUUGGCUGACAAGCCUUCUUCAUUCGAAAGUGGAAACAACUACAACUUCUUGAAGAGAUUCAUCUAUUCCCGUAUGGAGCCGGAAGACAUUGCAGAUUACCGUCGUAGAGAUCUGGAUAUAGAGGCUCCUACUAGCAACAAUUUUGUUGCGGAUAAUGGAGGCUGGGGUUAUGCAGUGAAGAAGAGAUUGCAUGGUAUGUUUUGGAAAGUUGCUGGAAAAAUCGACAUCACAGGGCGAUUGAUCGAGCCCAUCCGGGAGAAGAAAUUGCUACACAGUCAAGCACUUGAACUUCUUCGAUACCUUUGUGAGCAAGCUAUAAAGUUAGAUUUCUCAAACGCAAGCCGGAUAUUCCGGCUACCAUUAGAACAAGCAACGUCGGUUGGAAUUCAUGAAAUCGUUGAAGAGAUUUUGAGAUUGCACCCUUACGCAGUUUCUCUUGAAAACCAUAAGAAGCAAUUGAUUUUCCAGCAGGCCAUUGUGUACCGCCAAGAAAAGGUGUUCAAUAUCAUAUACCAACUUAAAGAGUACAGCGCCAUCGUUCUAUCGAAAUGGGACACUGAUGACAACAAUGCUCUUCAUUUGGCUGGGUAUGUGGCGCCUCCACAACUACUCUACCGCAGAGCCGGUGCAGCUCUACAGAUGCAGAGAGAAUUGCAGUGGUUCAAGGAAGUUGAAACACUUGUCCUUUCAAAAACCAAAGAAGAGAGGAACAAGGAGGAAAAGACACCCGCGCAAGUGUUUAGCGAUACGCACAAGGAGUUGGUGAAAGAAGGAGAGCGGUGGAUGAAAGACAAUGCAAGUUCAUGCACAAUCAUAGCAUCUCUCAUUGCCACCGUGGUGUUUGCGGCUGCCAUACAAGUACCGGGGGGAAACAACGACAACGGCCUCCCAAUAUUCAACCAAGAGGGAGCCUUCAUAAUCUUUGGCAUAGCCAAUGCGCUCGCUCUUUUCUCGUCCAUUUCCUCCGUGAUCAUGUUCUUGUCCAUCCUCACUUCUCCCUGCGCAGAAAGAGACUUUCUCUUCUCUUUACCCCAUAAACUUAUUAUCGGCCUGAUCACCCUCUUCCUCUCCAUAUUAUUCACGAUGGCGGCCUUCGGCGCCACACUCUAUCUUGUGUUUGGAGGAAACAAGGGAUGGAUUCUUAUUCCAGUAGUCGCAUUGGGUUGUUUGCCUGUGACCUUGUUUGGGGCUUUGCAAUUUCCUCUCCUUGUGGAGAUGAUGAAGUCCACGUACAGUUCAAGUAUUUUUGAUAAGCGAACUGGUCGUUUGCUCCUAUAGCUAGGUUAGAUAUCAAAACUUGAGACUCUAUAAACAAGUUAAGAAUUUGGUGGCCUGAAGCAGCUGCAGUAACACUGAAAGAGGGCUUUUUACAUUACUAGUGUAAAGCAAUAUCAUGACCCGGAGGUCGCAGGUUUGAGUUGCGGAAACAGCCUAUCCGAUUGCCGGGAUAAGAUUGCGUACAUCAACUCUUCCCCAGAUUCCCGCAGUGACGGAAGCCUCGUGCACUGGGUUUAUCCUUUUUAGUGUAAAGCAAUAUUAUGAUCGUGUUGUGUAAUUGAGUACCUCAACCUUUAAGUGCUUUAUUCUAUUUGUAUAAUAAUGCAGUUGGUUUUACGGCCCAAUAAAGAAGAUGCGGGCUUAUAAG